This is a messenger RNA of Mya arenaria, 792 nucleotides long. Its product is annotated as serine/threonine-protein kinase pim-2-like. Gene Ontology annotation, molecular function: protein serine/threonine kinase activity; ATP binding. NCBI's taxonomy places the organism in Eukaryota, Metazoa, Mollusca, Bivalvia, Myida, Myidae. The coding region runs from base 1 to 792 and encodes 263 amino acids. The transcript has a single exon. The record is from RefSeq and is a predicted model, not a curated record. Gene Ontology annotation, cellular component: cytoplasm. Gene Ontology annotation, biological process: intracellular signal transduction; protein phosphorylation.
AUGAAAGCUCUCAAACAAAACAUAAGCAUUCAAAACUAUAUCGAUAAGGGAUCGACUGGUAAAGUAUACCAGGCUCGGAGAAGAAAAGAUGGAAAGUCAGUUGUCGUCAAGUUUGCAACGUGGUUAAAGUCAAAGAAUCGCGUACCCCCAGAAAUAUUUAACUCGUUGAGGUUAAGGAAAUGUGGUGUUCAAGGUGUGAACAAGAUUUUAGGCUAUGAAAUACAACGGGAACAUUCGCCAGAAUGUGUUGGAAGGUAUUAUGCUGUAUUUGAGAAGCAUCCAAUGGAUAUCUUUACCUACGUUGAAAAAUAUGCGCCCCCAGAACCUGUCGUGAGAGACAUAGUGAGAAGUACAAUCACGCAUUUGUGCGAAAUGGACAAAAAAGCUGGAAUGAUGCACAUGGACAUCAAACCCGAAAACACUUUGAUUGAUCCUGAUACCAUAGGGGUAACAUUGUGUGAUGUAGAAUUUUGCGUAAAAACCGGCGAGGAAUUCAUCCCCAUGAAGGAAAGCGAAGGAGGGACUAUCGCGUUCAUGGCACCUGAACGAUUUUUAGGUCUAUGCUUUCCUCGUAAAACAUCUGUCUGGUCAAUCGGGAUAAUGACAUAUGCCAUGUUACAUGCAAACGAUGUUCCGUUCGAGAAAUACAUUGGUAACAUCUCCCUUCCUAUUCGCUUUGAUAGCAGUGUAUCCACACAGGCUUCUGACUUCAUCCUGAUGUGCCUUCAACCAAACCCGAGAAAAAGACCAACUGCAGAUGAACUUUUGGAUUGUGAAUGGAUGAAAAGUUGA